Messenger RNA from Cavia porcellus (domestic guinea pig), 2207 nucleotides. It is a transcript of the gene Leo1, whose product is annotated as LEO1 homolog, Paf1/RNA polymerase II complex component. The transcript is spliced from 12 exons. Gene Ontology annotation, molecular function: RNA polymerase II C-terminal domain phosphoserine binding. The record is from RefSeq and is a predicted model, not a curated record. The coding region runs from base 108 to 2084 and encodes 658 amino acids. Gene Ontology annotation, cellular component: Cdc73/Paf1 complex; nucleus. NCBI's taxonomy places the organism in Eukaryota, Metazoa, Chordata, Mammalia, Rodentia, Caviidae. Gene Ontology annotation, biological process: transcription elongation by RNA polymerase II; positive regulation of transcription elongation by RNA polymerase II.
AAAGUAGUCCGGUCCGUGGGGCUUUGCGACGCUGUCGCGUCCUGUCCCCACCGAACCGAGAAACGCGACGCGGCUGCCGGGCGGCGGAGGUGCCGCGGUGCGGUGCGAUGGCCGACAUGGAGGAUCUCUUCGGCAGCGACGCGGACAGCGAUGCGGAGCGCAAAGAUUCCGAUUCCAGAUCCGAGUCAGACUCUGAUCAGGAGAAUGCGCAGUCCGGUAGCAACGCCUCGGGAAGCGAUACCGACCAGGAAGACGCGGGCGACUCGGGGCAGCCAAAUAACAAGGAGCUGUUCGGCGAGGAUAGUGAGGAUGAGGGGGCGUCGCGCCACAGCGGCAGUGAGAACCCCUCGGAGCGCUCGGACAACAGGUCGGAGGCCUCGGAGCACUCUGAGCAUGAGGACAAUGAUGGCUCCGAUGUGGAGCAGCACAGCGGCUCGGAAGCGCAGCCCGAGGAUGAGGACGAUGGCCGCAGGUCUGAGGCUGGGAGCCACCGCUCGGAGGCCGACGGCUCAGACAAGGCGGCGUCCGACGACGACAGGUGGGGCGGAGAGGACAAGAGCGACCAGUCCGAUGACGAGAAGCUGCAGAACUCGGACGACGAGGAGCAGGCACAGGCCUCUGACGAGGACAAGCUGGCCAACUCGGACGACGACGAGAAGGAGCAGAACUCGGACGACGAGGAGCGGCCCGCGCUGUCUGACAACGAGCGGCCGCCGCUAUCUGAGGAGGAGAAGGCCAACUCCGAGGACGAGCAGCCCGCGGCGUCCGACAACGAGGACGAGAAGCAGCACUCAGACGACGAGCGGCCACAGGGGUCCGAUGAGGACAAAGCGCAGAACUCUGAGGACGAGCGGCCGCUGGCCUCGGACGACGAGGAGGAACAGGAGCGCAAGUCAGAAUCUGCCAGAGGCAGCGACAGUGAAGAUGAAGUCUUACGGAUGAAACGCAAGAACGCGAUUGCGUCCGACUCUGAGGCGGAUAGCGAUGCUGAGCUCCCCAAAGAUGGCAGCGGUGCCAUGGACCUAUUUGGAGGCGCAGACGACAUCUCUUCAGGCAGUGAUGGGGAGGACAAGCCACCUACCCCAGGGCAGCCGAUGGAUGAAAAUGGGCUGGCUGCGGACCAGCAGGAGGAAGAGCCCAUUCCUGAGACCAGGAUAGAGGUGGAGAUCCCCAAAGUCAACACGGACCUGGGCAAUGACCUGUACUUUGUCAAGCUGCCCAACUUCCUCAGCGUGGAGCCCAGACCUUUCGAUCCCCAGUAUUAUGAAGAUGAAUUUGAAGAUGAGGAGAUGCUGGACGAAGAAGGCAGAACCAGGUUAAAAUUAAAGGUGGAAAACACCAUCCGGUGGCGGACCCGCCGUGACGAGGAUGGGACCGAGACCAAGGAGAGCAACGCGAGGAUCGUCAAGUGGUCAGAUGGCAGCAUGUCCCUGCACUUGGGCAAUGAGGUCUUCGAUGUGUACAAGGCCCCGCUGCAGGGCGACCACAACCACCUCUUCAUCAGGCAGGGUACUGGCCUGCAGGGCCAGGCUGUCUUCAAGACAAAGCUGACCUUCAGACCUCACUCCACAGACAGCGCCACACACAGGAAGAUGACGCUGUCGCUUGCCGACCGGUGCUCGAAGACGCAGAAGAUCAGGAUCCUGCCGAUGGCUGGCCGCGACCCCGAGUGCCAGCGCACAGAGAUGAUCAAGAAGGAGGAAGAGCGCCUACGAGCCUCCAUCCGCCGAGAGUCACAGCAGCGCCGCCUGCGGGAGAAGCAGCACCAGCGCGGGCUGAGCGCCAGCUACCUGGAACCAGACCGCUACGAUGAGGAGGAGGAGGGCGAGGAGUCCAUCAGCCUGGCUGCCAUCAAGAACCGCUACAAGGGCGGCAUCCGUGAGGAGCGCGCCAGGAUCUACUCCUCCGACAGUGACGAGGGCUCGGAGGAGGACAAGGCGCAGAGGCUGCUCAAGGCCAAGAAGCUCAACAGUGACGAGGAAGGCGAGCCGUCAGGCAAGCGGAAGGCAGAAGAUGAUGACAAGGCCAGUAAGAAGCACAAGAAGUACGUGAUCAGCGACGAGGAGGAGGAGGAGGAUGACUGAAGCGGACGUGGGCCUUGCUAUGGACUGUACAGUGUCUUAUAAAUAUGUAAACAUGAGCUAUUUUGAUUGAAAUGAAUUAAUUUGCAUUUAUGUAAUUUUGUGAUAAAAAAUCCUUGAAAGCCA